Molecule: messenger RNA, 2150 nt
Organism: Neolamprologus brichardi
Lineage: Eukaryota; Metazoa; Chordata; Actinopteri; Cichliformes; Cichlidae
Source: RefSeq, a predicted model, not a curated record
GAUGCAAGUUUAUAUAGCUGUGGCAUUCGCUUACGGAGUGUGGGCACUCAAUAUGACAGAGGAGAGGAGGACUUGCCCACUAGGAUAUUUCCCCUGUGGGAACCUGACCUUUUGUCUCCCUCAGCUCAUGCACUGCAACGGUAUCGAUGACUGUGGAAAUCAAGCAGAUGAGGAGAACUGUGGAGAUAAUAAUGGAUGGCCCCAUCUUUUUGACAAGUAUUUUGGAAUGCCGAGUCAUAACGCCAGGACCAAGUCCAAUGUAUGCUUGCUUGGUGUGGUUCCUGAGCUCUGCCUGUGCCGGGACCUGGAGCUCGACUGUGACGGGGCUCAUCUUCAAGAUAUCCCAGUGGUAGCAAUGAAUGUCACUAUGAUGUCCCUACAAAGGAAUGGGCUUCAGAAACUUAGAGCGAACAUAUUCUUUAAGUACCAGAGCCUGCAGAAACUGGACCUGGAAGGAAAUCUCAUUGAAGUGAUUGGCAAUGCCUCAUUCAGCUCAUGCACCAUGCUGACAGUUCUGGUUCUGCAGCGAAAUAGGAUCAGCUACGUACAUGAACAGGCUUUCUCAGUCCUGCAAAAGCUUGGAGAAUUGAGCAUAGAAGGAAUAGAAAUUGGAAACAUUCAGCGAAGGAUGUUUGAACCUCUCAAAUACUUGACUCAUAUCUACUUCAAGAAAUUCCAGUACUGUGGCUAUGCUCCUCAUGUGCGUAGUUGUAAGCCCAACACUGAUGGAAUCUCAUCCUUUGAGAAUCUACUGGCCAAUAUUGUGCUGAGGGUCUUCGUCUGGGUUGUGUCUGCUACCACCUGCUUCGGCAAUAUCUUCGUCAUCUGUAUGCGGUCGUACAUUCGCUCAGAGAACAAACUACAUGCCAUGUGCAUCAUCUCCCUCUGCUGUGCAGAUGGGUUGAUGGGCAUCUACCUCUUCAUGAUCGGUGCAUAUGACCUAAAGUUUCGAGGCGAGUACAACCGGCACGCCCAGGCGUGGAUGGAUAGCAGCCAGUGUCAGGUCAUUGGCUCUUUGGCCAUGCUGUCCACUGAAGUAUCUGUCCUGCUCCUCACAUAUCUAACGCUGGAGAAAUACAUCUGCAUAGUCUACCCUUUCCAGUACUUGACUCCUGGCUGGCGACGAACUGUCACCAUCCUUCUUGGGAUAUGGGUGUUUGGUUUUAUUAUUGCCUUCCUCCCAUUAGUUUGCAAGGGGCUGUUUCGCAACUUUUACGGGACCAAUGGUGUCUGCUUUCCACUGCACUCUGAACAACCAGAGACUCUAUGGGCUCACGUUUACUCCGUCGUUAUUUUCCUGGGUCUUAACCUGGUGGCAUUCCUCAUCAUUGUCCUCUCCUAUGCAAGUAUGUUUUAUAACAUCCAGAGAACAGGCACUCAGACCACUAAAUAUAGCAACCACAUCAAAAAGGAGGUGACCAUUGCCAAAAGAUUCUUCUCUAUCGUCAUUACUGACUCCCUCUGCUGGAUCCCCAUUUUCAUCCUCAAGAUCCUCUCGCUGCUGCAGGUGGAGAUUCCCGGUACCAUCAGCUCCUGGGUAGUCAUAUUUAUUCUCCCCAUCAACAGCGCACUUAACCCCAUCCUUUACACACUAACAACACGGCCUUUCAAAGAGACUAUUGUGCAGGUGUGGGCUAACUACAGGCAGAGGAAGCCCCUCCUAAGCAGACAACCAGCUCAUCAUCCAUCGCUCACUUGGCAGGAAAUGUGGCCCCUGCAGGAAAACAGCCCUAGUGUCAGCGUGGGGCAGGAAUUUGAAGCAAAUGGCAUAAAGCCCAAGCUCACGCCUGUGGAAAAUACUAAUGAGGGGUACAAUGACAUUAAAGCAUCAACCAGAAAGCAGGAAACACAACAUACAGUGCUGUCAGUAUGUUCUAAGACUGAAACACCACCACAUACACACAUUCACACAGACACACAAACAAAUUAACUUAUGUAACUGUCUAAUGGUAGAGGUACAUGUACAUGUUUGUAUUGUCAACAAAACCUCACCUCAGUCAACUCAGUUUCAUUCAGGUUCAUUCAUCUCAGCAGUUCAUAUUUACCCUCAGUUUAGUCACUUGUUAGUGCCUACAUUCUUUGCAUUUUAUUUGCAGUAAUUUUUUUUGUCUUUUUUUCCCCAAAAUGUAACAGUGCAUGUGUGCAUGACC